Messenger RNA from Trichogramma pretiosum, 1675 nucleotides. Its product is annotated as putative thiamine transporter SLC35F3. Gene Ontology annotation, biological process: transmembrane transport. NCBI's taxonomy places the organism in Eukaryota, Metazoa, Arthropoda, Insecta, Hymenoptera, Trichogrammatidae. The coding region runs from base 131 to 1675 and encodes 514 amino acids. The record is from RefSeq and is a predicted model, not a curated record. Gene Ontology annotation, molecular function: transmembrane transporter activity. Gene Ontology annotation, cellular component: membrane. The transcript has 9 exons.
GAGAGUAUUCCCUCACCUUUUGCGAAUUUUUAUACGGUUUCGUGAAAUAUUUCCAGGACUAAAUGAAUUAAAACGAAUACAAAUUUUAAGGUUCUGAAGCUUUAUUUAAUUCGAUCUUAUAUGUACAAGAAUGAAGACUUCAAGUGAAGUAUCUAUCAUUUUUCAGCCUAAUGAAAAUUGCACUGCUAUUCAAUACAACAGUAAAGAGAAAAAAAAAAGUGAUCAAUUUAUUUCUAUCCGCAACUUAGACUUUAAAACAAUGGAUAAAAAAGAUAAUAUAGAUGUCCGAAAGAAGAUUACUAAUGAAACAGAGAAAAUGAAGGACUCCCCAAGUGUACAUCAGUCAAAUAUCACCUUACCUAUUCAAGAUGAUAUUGUUCAAGAGCAAUCGCCACAAAUUGAUCAAGCUAUGUGUGAUAUACACGGAGAUUUUCAUAAUCAUUACUUAUAUCAAGAAUCAUUUGCGACUUUUACAAAAUCUUGUUGUUCAUCUUCAGCAAAAAAGAUUUACUAUGGAGUUUGUGUAACCAUUCUUGUCACUGGUAGCUGGGUUGGAACAACACAUUGCAUAAAAUAUCUUUACUUUCAAAGAUCUCCAGGUUUUCUAGAUGGUAAUGACGCAGAGAACUUUUCCAAUUACACUAUAUUCAGAAAGCAAGAUCAUAAGCAGAAUGCUAGAAUUUUCGAUGCAUCUUUCUUUACAACUUGGUUUUGCACGAAUUGGACCAUAUUAUAUUAUCCAGUAUAUUUCAUACAUCAAUUAUUCAAGUCAAAAUGUAAUACACCAGGUACCAUUUUAUCAGAUACUUUCAAGGGAUUUAGAGAAAAAGGUUUUUCAAGUGGUCGAUUCUUAAGUCGCUCAAGUCUUUUUUGUGGUUUAUGGGUCGCUACAAACUACAUGUACAUCCAUUCGCUCAGUAUUCUCCUUGCGACAGAUGUAAUAACAUUAUUUGCCACUAAUGUUGCGUGUGUUUAUUUGCUAUCAUGGGUAAUCCUGCAUGAACAAUUCGUCGGCGUAAGGAUAGUAGCAGUUAUCAUGUGUGACACUGGAAUUGCUUUACUUGCAUAUAUGGAUGGAAUCACGGGAAGCCCAACUCUUGGUGGAGUUGUUUUAGCCGCUUCGGCGGCAGCAGGAUCUGCAGUAUAUAAGGUAUUAUUUAAAAAAGUCAUUGGUGAUACUACUUUUGGUCAAAUAUCACUUUUUUUCACAAUGAUUGGAUUAUGUAAUGCUUUGCUUCUUUGGCCUAUAUGUGUGAUAAUGUAUUUUUCGGGAAUUGAAAGAAUUAAUUGGAACACAUUACCAUGGACUGUUUUAUUAAUUGCUAGUUUUUUACAUUUAGCUGCUAGUAUGCUUGGAAAUUUCAGUAUAGCAGUAACAUAUGAAUUAUUUAUAACUCUUGGAAUAAUCACAGCAGUUCCUGUUUCAGCGGCUCUUGACGUAAUAUUGUACGGAGCGAAUUUUGCUGGAAUGAAAUUAGCUGGAAUGAUUUUAAUAGCUAUUGGAUUCUUUUUAGUAAUGUUUCCAAAUAACUGGCCUGAUUAUUUUAUGCGACUGUUAAGGUGGAGCCGUAGACAUCGCCAUGGAAUUUCUGGGUGUUCAUCGAAAGAUAUGAUUGAUUAUAGAACUGGAUAUAUAAAAUCACAUUUAAGAUCACCUUCUGGAAGAGUGAGAUAA